UAUUUUUUCAAUUUCAAACUCAGCCCCACGUCUCUCCUCUGUUCCCAACAGCCCCUGCGCCCCCAAGUCUCCCUGCAUUUCCAAACCCCCAACUCCAUCAACACUAUACCAUCUCGCACCUCCACUGCUGCCAAGUUCCAUAUUCCUCUUCCAUCGUUUCUUUUCUUUUCUCUUACACAAUUGGCUGCAGGCUGCGAUAAAGAUGGGUUCAGUAAGAGUAAAGAAACCCCAUGCAGUAUGCGUUCCAUUCCCAGCACAAGGCCAUAUGAACCCCAUGAUGCAAUUAGCCAAGCUCCUACACUUCAAGGGCUUUUAUAUAACCUUUGUCAACACUGAGUUCAACCACAAGCGCUUAAUCCGGUCCAAAGGAGCAGAUCACCUCAAGGGCCUGCCAGAUUUCAACUUCGAAACCAUACCGGACGGGUUGCCGCCUUCUGACCGUGAUGCAACCCAAGAUGUCCCUGCCCUUACUGAUUCCAUAAGAAAGAACUGCUUGGCACCCUUUAAAGAGCUAGUGCUUAAGCUCAAUUCUGUACAUGAGUCUGAAGUGCCUCCUGUUAGUUGCAUAAUAUCGGAUGGGAUUAUGGGUCUUGCAAGUAAAGCUGCUGAACAAUUAGGCAUCCCGGAGGUACAAUUCUGGACUGCCUCGGCUUGUGGCUUCCUCGGACAUCUGUCCUUCACUGAACUCAUCAAAAGAGGCUUUGUUCCCUUCAAAGACAAAAGCUUCAUGCAUGAUGGAAAGCUUGACACACCAAUCGACUGGAUCCCAGGCAUGAAAAACAUCAGGCUCAAGGACCUCCCUAGCUUUAUCAGAGUCACGGACACUAAGGAUAUCAUGUUCGACUUUCAGGGGUCAGAAGCUCAAAAUUGCUUGAGUUCUUCAGCGAUUAUCUUCAACACAUUUGAUGAGUUUGAAUAUGAAGUACUCGAGGAAAUUUCGGCCAGAUUCCCUCGCAAUAUAUACACCAUAGGCCCGCUUUCCCUGCUAAGUCGGCAGGUCCCUGAUAGCCAACUAAAGUCUCUAAGUACAAGCUUAUGGAAAGAAGACUCGAAAUGCCUCCAAUGGCUUGACAAAAGAGAACCCAAUUCAGUUGUUUACGUGAAUUAUGGCAGUGUGACUGUUAUGACAGAACAACAUCUGAAGGAGUUUGCAUGGGGGCUUGCAAAUAGUAAGCACUCAUUUUUGUGGAUUGUUCGGCCUGAUGUAGUGAUGGGAGACUCGGCAAUUUUGCCUGAAGAAUUCUUUGAGGACAUAAAGGACAGGGGAUUGAUAGCAAACUGGUGCCCCCAAGGCCAAGUUCUGGCACACCCAUCUGUGGGCGUUUUCCUAACACACUGCGGGUGGAAUUCCACUUUGGAAAGUGUUUGUGGUGGUGUGCCUAUUAUUUGCUGGCCAUUUUUUGCAGAGCAGCAAACCAAUUGUCGAUACGCUUGCACUAGUUGGGGGAUUGGCAUGGAAGUCGACAAUGAUGUUAAACGUGAUGAGAUUGAAGCACUCGUUAAGGAAAUGAUGACUGGGGAUAAGGGAAAGGCGAUGAGACAAAAGGCAGUAGAGUGGAGAAAGAAAGCAGAGGAAGCUACUGAUAUCGGAGGCUCAUCUUACAAGAAUUUUGAAAGGUUGAUUAAGGAGGCUCUCCAUUAGUCAAUGCUGAACCUCUCUCUCUCUGAAGCUCACGAACCCAGCUCUUUGCCAAAGCCUCAAGAUCCACUCCCUCUGCAAACAAUAGGCAAUGAAGUGCCGAAACUCUCUGGAAGCUGUGGGCGAGACAUCUACCUCCGCUCUGUCGUCUCCGGCCUAUUCCACUCUGUCGGUCUCUCCCGAUUCAACCCAGACAGCGCCGUAGACGAUGGUUUCGUGGCCGCCGUUGGGUCGGGCCUCACCGGCCUAAUCGUCUUGGCCAAUCAGCUCAACCUCAACCGGGUGUUUUCCUACCAACAUGUCCAAAUACACCACAGCAAAACUCAGAAGAAAACAAGCACCUGGGAGUUACAGAAGAGGAUGAAGGUCAUGAAAAGGAGACAAAGUUAGAACUACUUGGCCGAGCCAGCAGGCCAUUCUGGGUACGUCUGAUCAUAUUUUCUGCAUUAAUAUUUCUUGAAUAUUUGCAUGCCCAAUUGACCUAUACAUGAUUUUUUCAACUUCCUGGACCAGUUUCGCCGGUACGACCGCUACAUAUCUGUUAUACCCUCAUAUCUUAUCGCUGGCGAGCUAGAUCGUUGCAGGCUCUGGCUUUUGCUUGUAGAAUAAGUCCACAAUUAUAUAUGUACACAAGCUGUUCAAGUAAGGCCUUUUGCUAUGAUUUCCAGUCUCUCAAAGAAAGAUGCAGACUUUUCCAUCAAGUUCCCCAUCUUUCUCGCCUUCUCGCCAGUUUCCACCAAGCUUUUCAGCUCAGCCUUUGACCUGCUUUCGAGUUCCGCCUCGAAGCGUCUAAACUCGUCCAUGGCGCUCUCCAAAACCGAUUCAAGGUAGUCCUCGGCUUGUUGCAACUCGGUCUCGGCCUCUUCAACUUCCUUUUGCUGUUCUUGUUCCAUGGCUGCCCAUGACUUGUAUGCUUCGAUCUCGAAGAGUUUCAUGAGAUCUUCAAUGGUGGAUGGAUCAAAGCUCUUGUCUUGCAAGGCUUGAUCUGAGAGGAGGGUGAAAUGGUAGAUGAGAGCUUCCAUCUUU
Molecule: messenger RNA, 2665 nt
Organism: Carya illinoinensis
Lineage: Eukaryota; Viridiplantae; Streptophyta; Magnoliopsida; Fagales; Juglandaceae
Product: linamarin synthase 2-like
Exons: 3
Coding region: 203-1642 (479 amino acids)
Molecular function (GO): UDP-glycosyltransferase activity
Source: RefSeq, a predicted model, not a curated record